AGGUGGUCCCUGUGUAGUUGAGCCACAAUUAUGGGACUGUUUGACAAGCUGGCGGGAUGGCUUGGGCUGAAGAAAAAGGAGGUUCAUGUCGUGUGCCUUGGCUUGGACAAUAGCGGCAAAACCACGAUCAUAAAUAAACUUAAACCUUCAAAUGCUCAAACUCAGGACAUCGUUCCAACAAUAGGAUUCAGUAUAGAGAAAUUCAAGACAUCAAGUUUGUCUUUCACAGUGUUUGAUAUGUCAGGUCAAGGGAGAUACAGAAACCUCUGGGAACAUUACUACAAAGAAGGCCAAGCCAUUAUUUUUGUCAUUGAUAGCAGUGACAAAUUAAGAAUGGUUGUGGCCAAAGAAGAACUUGACACCCUUCUGAAUCAUCCAGAUAUUAAGCACCGUCGACUGCCUAUUCUCUUCUUUGCUAACAAGAUGGACCUCAGGGAUGCAAUAUCAUCUGUGAAAGUAUCUCAGUUAUUGUCAUUAGAAAACAUCAAAGACAAGCCUUGGCAUAUCUGUGCCAGUGAUGCUCUUAAAGGAGAAGGAUUGCAAGAAGGUGUGGAUUGGCUCCAAGAUCAGAUUCAAGCAACGAAGACAUGAGAGAUAAAUAGAAGAUGUAUAGCCUUCCUUUACAAACUUUGUCAGUAGAUGUACAUGUUCCUUGGAAAGGAAGAAUGAUCUAAGGAAAAUGAACAGUUCAACUGAAAUAUACUGUGGUGACUUGUUUCCUUCUAGUAUCUUCCAGGAAAACUAAAUGUUGACAAUAUAGCACCUCAGGUACACACACUGAUGAAUUAAAUGGAAUCUUGUGACUGGGGAGCAUAUUUAAAAAAAAAAAGAUAA
Messenger RNA from Merops nubicus (carmine bee-eater), 834 nucleotides. It is a transcript of the gene ARL6, whose product is annotated as ADP-ribosylation factor-like 6. The record is from RefSeq and is a predicted model, not a curated record. Gene Ontology annotation, biological process: intracellular protein transport; vesicle-mediated transport; protein localization to cilium. The transcript has 7 exons. The coding region runs from base 31 to 591 and encodes 186 amino acids. Gene Ontology annotation, molecular function: GTPase activity; GTP binding. Gene Ontology annotation, cellular component: axoneme; cytoplasm. NCBI's taxonomy places the organism in Eukaryota, Metazoa, Chordata, Aves, Coraciiformes, Meropidae.